Molecule: messenger RNA, 2844 nt
Organism: Coccinella septempunctata (seven-spotted ladybird)
Lineage: Eukaryota; Metazoa; Arthropoda; Insecta; Coleoptera; Coccinellidae
Product: protein naked cuticle homolog
Exons: 5
Coding region: 265-1980 (571 amino acids)
Biological process (GO): negative regulation of Wnt signaling pathway
Cellular component (GO): cytoplasm
Molecular function (GO): calcium ion binding
Source: RefSeq, a predicted model, not a curated record
AGACUCAGACGGCCUGUGUGGAUGCGCCAUUCCGCUGUUGACUAGUUUAUUUCUUACUUUAUGUAGUGUGAUAUAGUGAGUUGAGUUCAGUCUCAGUCGGUUCAUUUCAGUUCGUUUGUUGUUGUACGCGAAGUAAAGCUCGCGCGCCCAGCUAUUUCAACAUUUACACGAAAGUGCCUUAUUUUCCCAUUCAACGUUGAUUUUGUGAAUCAAAUUCGAAUUGUUCUGUUGAUGAUGUGCGCCCUGUGAAUGCAAUAAUUUGUGAUGGACGUGUGGAUUUCGUUCUAUAACACACAUAUGGCUAAUAAUAUAGUGAAAUGGUGGAGAACUAAAUUUCUUAAUGGGUACAAACAGUUCUCAGGUGAUUGUGGGGAUGUGAAAGUAUCUGACACCGAAGAGCUUCUAGGUAGAUAUGAUUCUGAAGACGAGAACUUCGAAAGGAUAAGAAAUCUAUCUACCCCAUGUCAGGAGAGGCUGAGUAGAAGAAGCUCAAGAUCAACAUCAGUAGAUGAGGAGCCUACCCCAAAAACAGAGUCUCCUCGACGUAUAAAAUUAGAGGAACUAAUUUGCGAUGUUUCCAUGGACAAUAGUGAUCCUUCAAGACAGGAGAAGCAGGAAUUUUCCUUCACCCUUUACGAUUUCGACGGCCAUGGUAAAAUAACGAAAGAUGAUAUCGCAGGACUAGUAACAACAAUCUACGAAGCCAUCGGUUCUUCAGUCAAAGUACCGCAUUGCGGAAGCAAGACCAUUAAAGUCAAACUCACAGUUUCACCUGAAAAGCAAACGCCGGAAAACACAAAAGCAGAAACUGAAAAUACGAAAACACCCAAUAUCCGUUACAAAAAAGACAUUAACGUGACAAUUCGGCAAGAUCUGAAUGAGAAGAAUGAAUGCUAUAACGGCAACAGUAAAAGUAGGAGGAGACAUCACUGUUGCAAAAGAAUUGAGAAAUUACGCCAGAAGCAUCAUAAUUGCUGCAAGAAAGAGGCGGAGAACGAGGAGAACACUGAGGAUUGUUCCGAUGCUUACAGUAGACUAUCUAGUGCUUCAUCGAGUGAGGAUGAAUGCGAGCACGAUCUCAUCUCAGAUCAAGAACAAACAACCCAGAAAGUCAAGCAGAAGAGGUACACGAAGAAAGCUAAUUCUAGAUACACAAUACCUACAUCCUUCUUGAAGGAUAUAUACAAGCAGCAGAGAAAUUUCACCAAAAAUAAGAAAGAAAGAAACAGAUCCAGUUCAUUGCAGAGGAAAGAGCUCCUAGAAAUCAUUCAGGCCAACAUGGAAAAAAAUAAUCUCAGUUUUCAAACGAUAGGAAAACAUUGUGCACCUGAAAUGAAACAACCUGAGACGAAGCAUGAGCAUAGGCAUCACAAGACAACAACGAAAACUGAUAGCACCUUCAAUAGCUACAUAAAUAAUACACAGUUUUACGUAGACUUAGCAUCGUUACAAAACGCAACUCAGUUGCCGACAAGUUACAGAUACGACAAACUAAUAGACGCCGUUAUAGGAGUAACAAAUAAAAGAAAUGCCAUGAAUAAUCAAACUAAACAUAAUAAGAAACACCAUAGAAUAAAUUCGGAAUGUGAAAAUCAUCAAGAUAGUAAAAUUAACGAAGAUAAUGCUAAAGCCUCCCCUCAUUCGAAGAAGUGCCACGACUCCUCGACGAAAAAAAAUUCAAAAAGGUCUCAAGGGGUCACAGGCCAUACAUCUUCACCUCAUUACCUCAAGCACAGGAAUCGGCAGGAAGAUCAAGCUAGAGCUAUGGCGCAAGUGGUCCGCUGGCUGGAACAGGAGUUUUCUGCCAACCUUACCAUGAAGAAUAGAUGGGAGAGAGCGUACCAACAUGGUUUUUCUUCUGAAAAAGAAAACACAAAUUGUCCAAAUAGUCCCAAGAAUGUGGAGAGACAUGAGCACCAUCAUGUUCAUGAACAUAUUCACCAUCAUUACCAUCAUUAUCAAGAGACUCCUAUUUUGUAGAUGAAGCACCUUGUGAAGUACAACUUCUUCUAUUCUGAAGAAUGAUUUGAAGGAUUUUUAUUUAUUUGAAGAGAUGAGUCCAUCCAAUUCACCUACCGUUUCGAGGAUGAUGAUAUAUGUACUUAUUAUUUACAGGUAAUGUCUCCCUGUUGUGAGACUUGAUCCAGAAGCAAAAAAAGUUAUGUUUGUUGAUACCUGGUAUAGUCUUGAUUCAUUUAAAUCCAAGUAUUUAAAACUGUUGAGCCUUUUGACCCUGUUGAAAGUUCGUAUACUUAAUUGUCUAUUCAAAAUUUAAUACCAUCCUCUAUUCUGCUACAUCAUCAUCCUAAUAAUGUUCAGCGGCCAAUUUAUAGAAGAAAUCAAGUUGAUCAUGAUCCUGAUUAUUUGUUAUGUAAUUUCGACUGAUAUAGUGAAAAUUAUUAUGUAUUUAUUUCAUUAAAAAUAAGGAAAUGCAUCUCCUGAAUUUCGAUACUUAUGGAUUAUAAUGUUCUCAAAGCUACUUAAUUUAAGUUCGUCUUCUUCUUUUUGUUGUAUGGUUACUAGUCUAUAACUUCAAUUAAGUAUUUAUUUUUUCAUCAGAUAGUAUAUAAUUGAAAAGUCAGUAUUGAUAUUUUUUUGCAUUUCUUGAAUUGUUUUUACUAUUAUUUUUAGUCAUUUCAUCAUCAGUUUGUUGAUGAUUAUUUAAGUAAUAAACUUUGCUACCUCUGUUUUCAAACACUAAUGUGGUAUGUUUAGGAAUAGUAUAAAUAACACUCACCUGAUUUCUUUCAGGGAUUUGUUAAAUCUUUGCUGUACAUAAUUUUUAUCUUUUCACAUUGAGAAUUGUAUGAAUAUUAUUUAUUGAAUAAAAAACGAUAAUACUCA